AUGCUCGACUGCCCUUCUUCGACAGCUCACGGAUAUCGUCUUCGUGCUGAGUUUGCCAUUAAGGACUUAGGUCCUCUGCACUAUUUCCUCGGGAUCGAGGUUAUUCGUCGAGCAGAUGGCUUCUUUCUUCAUCAGCGGAAGUAUGCUCAUGAGCUUCUGGACCGUGCCGGGAUGCUUAAUUGCAAACCGGCUGCCACACCUGUUGAUACGAAGGCCAAGCUCUCUGCCACAGAUGGUUCUCCUGCUUCUGAUGCUCCAUUCUACAGGUCGAUUGUUGGUGCUCUUCAGUACCUCACUCUUACUCGUCCGGAGCUCCAGUACGCUGUUCAGCAGGUGUGCCUUCAUAUGCAUGCUCCCCGUGAUGCUCACUGGACCGCAGUCAAGCGCAUUCUGCGCUAUAUCCGUGGCACCUUGGAUCUUGGGCUGUCACUUCAGGCUUCAUCAUCUAUGGAUCUGACGGCUUUUUCUGACGCCGAUUGGGCCGGCUGCCCUGACACACGCCGCUCGACCUCUGGUUAUUGCGUCUAUCUUGGACCAUCACUUAUCUCCUGGUCGUCCAAGCGGCAGCCCGUUGUCUCCCGAUCCAGUGCUGAAGCGGAGUACCGCGCCGUUGCCAACGUCGUCGCCGAGUGUUCCUGGCUUCGUCAGCUUCUGCAUGAGCUCUUGUCUCUGGUUGACAAGGCCACGAUUGUCUACUGUGACAAUGUUUCUGCGGUCUACCUCUCUGCCAACCCGGUUCAUCAUCGACGCGCCAAGCACAUUGAGAUUGAUAUCCAUUUUGCUCGCGAACAGCCGUCCGUCGUCGCCGGCUUUAUCUCGGACUCCGCCGCCACCACGCCUCCACCGAGCGGCGUCCCCGACCUCACGCGCAAUCGGCUUGAUCACCCGCUCGCCGCCGCGAUCCGCCUCAUCUACGCCGCUUGA
Messenger RNA from Aegilops tauschii subsp. strangulata, 924 nucleotides. The record is from RefSeq and is a predicted model, not a curated record. NCBI's taxonomy places the organism in Eukaryota, Viridiplantae, Streptophyta, Magnoliopsida, Poales, Poaceae.